Messenger RNA from Fimicolochytrium jonesii, 1392 nucleotides. Its product is annotated as alpha-1,3/1,6-mannosyltransferase ALG2. Bases 1 to 1392 code for a protein of 463 amino acids. The transcript is spliced from 7 exons. Gene Ontology annotation, molecular function: GDP-Man:Man(1)GlcNAc(2)-PP-Dol alpha-1,3-mannosyltransferase activity; alpha-1,3-mannosyltransferase activity. The record is from RefSeq and is a predicted model, not a curated record. Lineage: Eukaryota; Fungi; Chytridiomycota; Chytridiomycetes; Spizellomycetales; Powellomycetaceae.
AUGGCCUCCAAUACCCUCACGCCGCUCCGCAUUGCGUUCAUUCAUCCCGAUUUGGGUAUAGGAGGAGCAGAGCGUUUAGUCGUGGACGCCGCCGUAGGUCUGCAGUCCCAUGGACAUAGCGUAAAAGUCUUCACGUCGCAUCACGAUCCCUCUCAUUGCUUCCAGGAAACGCGGGAUAGCACUCUGGAUGUAUCCGUGAUAGGCGAUUGGCUGCCCCGCAGCAUACUGGGCAAGGCAUACAUCCUGUUUGCGAUUCUCCGCAACUUGCUGUUGUCGGCGAGCUUGCUGACGGCGGGACUUAUGGGGAGAGAAAACUUUGAUGUGUUGGUGGUGGAUCAGUUAUCAAUUUCUGUACCACUAUUGAGAUUCUCCGGGGCAAAGAUUCUCUUCUACUGCCAUUUCCCGGACAAGCUUCUAACCAAACGUGAAUCGCUCCUCAAAACCCUUUACCGACUCCCCGUCGAUAUGCUCGAAGAGCUUACAACCAAAAUGGCGGAUAAGAUUGUCGUGAACAGUAAAUUCACAGCAAACAUCUUCCGGCAUGCGUUUCCGAAUAUCAAGUCGGAGCCGGAUGUGGUGUAUCCGGGGAUACACCUGAAGUCGUAUCGUGGGGAGGUGGAUGAGAAGAGUGAGGGUGUCGCCGAACUGGUCAGUGACAAAAAGACAAUAUUGUCUAUCAAUCGGUUCGAACGGAAGAAAAACAUUGAGCUGGCGAUACACGCAUUUCACGCACUCAGAAGCAAAGAAGACGCGCAAUUCGAGUCGCUACGGCUAGUUAUCGCAGGCGGCUACGAUUCGCGCGUCACGGAGAACGUUGAAUACCUCACCGAACUCUCCUCCCUCGCGCAAGGGCUCAAUCUCUCCACCCAUACCUACUCCACAGAAGCCCGGAACAUCCCGCCAUCAACUCAAGUCGUCUUUCUCCCCUCCUUCACCGAAUCCCAGCGCACCCAUCUCCUCGCCACCUCCCAAGUCCUUCUCUACACCCCCAGCAACGAGCAUUUCGGGAUCGUUCCCCUGGAGGCCAUGUACGCCUCGCUACCGGUCAUCGCGGUCAACUCUGGUGGGCCUUUGGAGACUGUGGUGGAAGGCGUAACGGGAUUUCUGCGGGAUGGCGAUCCAGAGGCGUUUGCCGAGGCGAUAACGAGGAUCGUGAAGGAUGGUGGGGUUGAAGGGAAGAGGAUGGGUGGGAUGGGGAGGCGGAGAGUGGAGGGAACGUUUUCGUCGGAGGCGUUCAUUGAUAAACUGGAGGCGGUCAUUGGAGAGAUGCUGCGUAGCAGAAAUUCGGAGGCGGAGGGGACGUGGCAGGCUCUUAUGUUUCGGUUGCUAGCGUCGGCUGUAGUUCUAGCCAUCGUGGGCUGGUGGUUUGCUAGAUACUUUUCGUGGCCAUAG